Artibeus jamaicensis (Jamaican fruit-eating bat) is the source of this 1954-nucleotide messenger RNA. RefSeq names its product triple QxxK/R motif containing (gene TRIQK). Bases 703 to 963 code for a protein of 86 amino acids. Gene Ontology annotation, cellular component: endoplasmic reticulum membrane. The record is from RefSeq and is a predicted model, not a curated record. The transcript is spliced from 7 exons. Lineage: Eukaryota; Metazoa; Chordata; Mammalia; Chiroptera; Phyllostomidae.
CUCUGGGAGUGGAGGGGUGUCGCUGGCUCGUCUAACCCCUGCCUCUAAGUGACAGGACCCUGUACAGCAACACUUCUAGCCGGUCACGAAGUUUGUCGGUCCUUGCUUUGGCUGAGCUGAGAUUUGAAAUGCCCAUUCCUUUGAUAAUCAUGCAAAGUACAGAAUUAAAAAAACAAUCCGAUGGGACCAAGCUAAAGCAGAGCCCCCAGUGAUGAGCAUUAUUGAUGGUGUGUGCGAGGCAGCUUUUUGUCUCUUCUGGGCAGUAUAAAUUUAAUGUGUUUUCAAGUGUGUCGUGCGUCCAGAUGCCACUACAAUCUGUGCGUUAAAAAGGCAUUAAUAAAAGAAAAUUACAUCUAUACCUGAAAACAAAUACCAGAACCAUCAGAAAAUUGAGCUGUAUGGAAGUCCAACAACCAAGGAUUUAAAGAAGCCACAAUCAUCCAGGCGGAUACACGGAGAAUGGCAGAGAGGAUGUGUGUUAUCUUCGAUGUAAGAACUUAUAUUCUGAUUUGGGGACAAGGAAGAUGGCGGCGAGAUAGGUGGGAGCGGAGCCCACUUCCCCCUGCACACGGGUGAAGCACCUGACCGGUCUUCUGAGGAACAGAGCCAACAGCCAACAGUAUCCCAGCAUUUAUGAAGAUUGGAGACCAAAAAUUGUAGAGGACAUUGAAAUACCAGACGCGGGCAUCUUGGAGAUCAAAGAUGGGGAGAAAAGUGGCCUACACUAUAAAACUUCCUGUUGACCAGUACAGAAAGCAAAUCGGUAAACAGGAUUACAAAAAGGCCCACCUUAUUUUACGAGCUACAAAAUUGAAAGCAGAAGCAAAGAAAACAGCAAUAGGAAUAAAGGAAGUUGGCCUUCUACUGGCAGCUAUACUGGCCCUCCUGCUGGCUGUGUACGCUUUCUUUUAUCUCAGACUGACUGCAGAUGUUGACCCUGAUCUGGAAUCUGACGAAGAUUAGCUGAGCAGCAAUCCAUGCAUUAUGAGGAGAUCAUUUUAUGAAAGCACCUCUUGGGACCAGUGCUUUCCGAAAUACUGAAACUACAACAUCUUGAAUUCUUUUUGCUGGUAUUUUCAGUUUGCAGAUAUAUCUUUUUAAAUAGUUGCAUAAUAUGUCAAGAAAAGAACCUUAACCUAGCAAUGUAGCAUAAUGUAUGCUACCAAAUACGUUUAUAAAUCUUUCUACUUUGACAGGCAACCAUUGUGCAUUUAGAUAAAAUGGAAAACACCCCAAAUUCUUCAGAUGUGUCAGCCAACCUAUGUGUAUUACUCCAUCACUUACAGAUUACUAAAUCUGUUUUUGUUCACAUAUAUAUGAGAAGUAAAAGUAUAUAUCCUUAUUUACAAAACACACUCAAAGCUGAAGAAGGAACGAGAGUCAUGGGAGACUUUUCAUUUUAUGAAAAAGUCCUGCUUUCUUUCCAGACAUAUUUUGCAUCAUUAGGGAGACUAUCUGCACAUACAUCUACAGUAAUCUUUUUCCUCCUCUGCCAACUGCUCAGCGCACAUGUGCUCCAUCAGAAAUGGCACCUGGAUGACAGAAGCGCAAAGAGCCGCAUAUGUCUCUAAAACACAGUUCCUUUCCUCUUAGGCUGUCUAAACCGAUGUAAAUAGAAAGUUCAGUUGAUAUUGAUUUUAAUUAACUGAUUACUCUAUUAAUAUAAACUUGGAAUUCUAUUCUAAUUAUGUUGUUCUGGCUGCUUGCAGCAUCGGUUUGCUCUUCUUGUUAGGGAGGUAUGUCGCAAUCUGUCGUGUAAUUGUGCGGUCCCCUUCCCGGAACAAUAACAGAAGUCCUACCUCCUCAGAGUAAUCUUCGUGGUUUAUCUCUUAAAGCUGAACAGUACAAAGUUGUUUUUAAAAAUUACAUUUUGUCUCUUGUCAGAUAAUCAUGUAGAACUCUUUCAUGAAAAAUAAACAGAAUAAAAUAUGUCUCAUAUUACUUGCAUAUGCAG